This is a messenger RNA of Trachemys scripta elegans, 918 nucleotides long. It is a transcript of the gene CLTRN, whose product is annotated as collectrin, amino acid transport regulator. NCBI's taxonomy places the organism in Eukaryota, Metazoa, Chordata, Testudines, Emydidae. The record is from RefSeq and is a predicted model, not a curated record. Bases 58 to 738 code for a protein of 226 amino acids. The transcript has 6 exons.
GACUGCUUUACUGUGGUGACUUUUUUCUUUUUGCCACAAGUUUUCCACUCUGAAAGGAUGUUAGGGGUUUUGCUGCUUGCGUUCUCCUUGGUUACCAUUGUUCAUUCUGAGCUCUGCAGACCAGAUGCACAGAAUGCUUUCAAAGUACGGCUUAGUAUCAAAACAGCUUUGGGAGAUAAUGCAUAUGCCUGGGAUGCAAGUGAAGAAUAUCUGUUCAAGGCAAUGGUGGCUUUUGCAAUGAGAAGAUAUUCCAACAAAGAAACAACUCAAAUUUCCAAUGUGCUGCUUUGCAAUAUGACAGAGAGGGUGUCAUUUUGGUUUGUGGUCACAGACUCUGCCAGAAAUGUGACAACUGUUCCUGGAAGUGAAGUAGAGGCAGCCAUAAGGAUGAACAGAAACAGAAUCAACAGUGCUUUCCUACUGACAGACAACACACUGCAGUUCUUGCAAAUUUCCUCCACUUUAUCACCACCCAUUGAACCCACUGUGCCUGUCUGGCUUAUUGUGUUCGGUGUUGUUCUUUGCCUCGUUGUGGCUGCAAUUCUUUUCCUUGUUGUUUCAGGAAUCCGGAAACUCAAAAAAAAUAACAAUGAGUCUGCAGAGACAGGAGAUUUAGAAGACAAAUGUGACACACCAGUGACAACAGAAAAUGGGAUUCCCUGCGAUAUACUAGAUUUAAAAGCAGGCCAGAUUAAUGGAGUCUACGCAGCAGAUGAUGAACGGUUCACACCACUAUGAAAUGUCAGUUUCUUUUUGGCUUCUUUGAGAGAGACUGCACUAACUUUAUGUAGUCAUGACUGAUGAAUGUCAAACAUUAAGCAAGAAAAAUAUGACUUGUCAGCAGGGCCUGCUCUAGCGUUUUUGCCGCCCCAAGCACCAAAAAAAAAAAAAAAAAUCCGCGAUUGCGAUCGGCAGCAG